AUGGGUUCGCACAGUUCAUUCUCAGUGAUUGUACAUCCUCACCCGUCGCCUAACCGAGGCGCCUGCGCAUAUGAACUCGGACAUCCGAAUUCCAAGAACGCAUUGGUUUUUAUCGGUGGCCUAGGAGACGGACCUCACACCGUGCCUUACAUUAGGACCGUGGCCAAGCAUUUGGAAACUACAGGCAAAGAUGUUGACUUCUCUGUGUUCGAACUUCGGUUAAGGAGCUCGUUCAUCGGAUUUGGGACGUCGAGUCUAAGCAACGAUGUGGAUGAUAUCGCCGCUUUGGUCAAGUAUUUGCGAGGUUUGGGCAAAGAGAAGAUUGUCCUGUUUGGCCAUUCAACCGGCUGUCAAGAUUGCAUCGAGUACAGUGACUACGUCAAGCAUGGCAACCCACCAGUCGAUGGCUUCAUCAUGCAGGGACCAGUCUCGGAUCGUGAGGCCAUGGAGGGCAUUUUGUCCAGCUUUAAAGAAAGCAUCGAAUUAGCAGAGAGUUGGAUUGCCGCUGGACGGGCUAGGGAUUGCCUUCCCAACGACAAAGUCCCACGUUCGCUGGCUGCCCCAAUCUCUGCGUAUCGAUUCAAGUCACUUGCAGUAAAAGGCGGAGAUGACGACUACUUUUCGUCUGAUUUGGACGAUGCAACUGUGGCCAAUUUUUGGAGCCGGUUCAAUAAACCCGUGCUGGUAUUGCACUCGGGUUCGGACGAGUUUGUCCCAGAGCAUGUGGACCAGGCGGUCCAGAAUCAGAGAUACCAACAAGCAACCCCUUUUGUGAGCUCGCUGUCAGGGCUCAUCCCGGAUGCCGGACAUAUUGUCGAGGAAGAAGCGGCGAGAGAGUGGUUGGGCGUGAGAGUGGUGGACUUUCUGCGGACGCUGGAGAAAUGA
Molecule: messenger RNA, 885 nt
Organism: Metarhizium album ARSEF 1941
Lineage: Eukaryota; Fungi; Ascomycota; Sordariomycetes; Hypocreales; Clavicipitaceae
Product: Esterase/lipase superfamily protein
Exons: 3
Coding region: 1-885 (294 amino acids)
Source: RefSeq, a predicted model, not a curated record